UGUUUGUUUUUGUUGCGGAAUUAGCAGAUUGCCACAGAUUAAAGUUUUUAGUGACAGAGAUAGGAUGUGAACAACGAAAAUUUAUUGAAAACCUAUAAACAGCAUACAUAAUGUGCAAUCGUCUACAACAUUUACAAAAUCUAAAAAACGUAUUCCUCAAAUCUGUGGAGUCGGUGCAGCCACACAAUUUGCUAUCAUCCGCCAACAACUACAAUUUGGUGCCACGGCCAUUGGGUGAUGGCAAAAAAUUAUGCAUACAACUGCAAGGAAAGUGUGUAGAUAUUAGUGAUAAACGUUGUCAUGCAGUGGGUUUUGGAAAGGCAGUCUUGGGCAUGGCGGUGCAAUUGGAGGCAGCCUUAGGAGAUGCAUUGCAACAGGGUAUUUUAAGCAUACCAAAGGGUAGUCGCCAUCAAUUUCAACAUCAUAAAAAUAUGUGCCUUAAAACUGACACCGUAUUCAAAGUCUAUGAGGGAGCGGAAAAUAAUCAACCCGAUGAUAUUGCCCUUCAAGCUGCCAUGGACAUAAAGAAUUUAGCAAAAACCUUAACCAAAAACGACAUUCUAUUCGUUUUGAUAUCUGGCGGUGGUUCAGCUCUACUGCCCCUACCCAAAGAACCUUUAAAGUUGACGGAGAAAAUGCAACUCAUCAAAAGUCUAAGCAAUAAGGGAGCCUCUAUACAAGAAAUGAAUCAAGUACGCAUUGCCUUGUCCUCCAUUAAAGGAGGACAAUUAGCUGCGGCCGCUUCUCAAGCUUCUGCCGUUAUAUCUUUUGUAAUCAGUGAUAUUGUUGGAGAUCCUGUAGACCUAAUAGCCAGUGGGCCCACUUGGGUGGCGGCCUCAAGACAAACUACACCCCAAGAGAUAUUGGAGAAAUAUAAAUUAUGGAAUGAUUUACCGCAGCACAUUAAAAUGGUCAUACACAAAGGCGACACUAAUGAAAACCAACAGCUGCUGAAUAACACCAUAUAUGUGGUGGGUGAUAAUCGUGUGGCCACUUCAAUGGCCGUAUCAGAAGCCAUUAACUGCAAUUAUAAUCCAUUUAUAGCCUCCACCACCAUGCAAGGAGAUGUGGGGGCUUUGGUGGAAGCCUACUGUGAUUUCCUAAAGGCCAUCUAUGAGUUUCAAAAUGGAGUGAUUGAAGAAUUUGAAUUGAGCAAAAGAUUUCCCUUUGAUUCAAGAAUUUUUCAACAUUUUCUUAAAACGUUGCUGAUGUGCCAAAAGACCAAAAAGCCGUUACUAUUGAUAACUGCUGGGGAGCCCACGGUGAAGGUAACUGGCACCGGUCUUGGAGGCCGCAAUCAGCAACUGGCCUUGCUUUUGUCCUUGGAAUUCCAUCGCCAUGAACUUUUGCGCAAUGUCUGCUUUCUUAGCGCUGGCACCGAUGGCAUAGAUGGACCCACAACUGCAGCUGGAGCUUUGGCCUGCUCUGAAGUUGUUGACGAUUUCUUGAAACAAAAUUCCAAUGACUACAAAGCUUUGCAAUCGUUUGUAGACAAUAACGAUUCGUUUAAUUUUUAUAAACAACUUAAUGGUGGAGACUAUCAUGUGAUCACUGGCCACACUGGAACUAAUGUUAUGGACAUGCAUUUAUUUUUGUUGUUAUAAUAAAAAGAAAGAAUGGGAGACCUUUGGAACACCGAAACUAAA
This is a messenger RNA of Stomoxys calcitrans (stable fly), 1646 nucleotides long. Its product is annotated as glycerate kinase. The transcript is spliced from 3 exons. Gene Ontology annotation, molecular function: glycerate kinase activity. Gene Ontology annotation, cellular component: cytoplasm. The record is from RefSeq and is a predicted model, not a curated record. Gene Ontology annotation, biological process: protein phosphorylation. NCBI's taxonomy places the organism in Eukaryota, Metazoa, Arthropoda, Insecta, Diptera, Muscidae. The coding region runs from base 111 to 1604 and encodes 497 amino acids.